Neopsephotus bourkii (Bourke's parrot) is the source of this 1143-nucleotide messenger RNA. Its product is annotated as IQ motif and SEC7 domain-containing protein 2-like. The record is from RefSeq and is a predicted model, not a curated record. The coding region runs from base 1 to 1137 and encodes 378 amino acids. NCBI's taxonomy places the organism in Eukaryota, Metazoa, Chordata, Aves, Psittaciformes, Psittacidae. The transcript is spliced from 4 exons.
AUGGAGGGCGCGGGGGGCGGUGGGACCCCCAUUAUGGGGGGUGUUGGUGGGGUGGGGUACCUGCUGGAGCUGAACCGGAUCAUCGCGAACCAGCGGCACCUCCUGGCCUCGCAGCGCCGCCGGAUCGCGCAGCUCGAGGGGCAGCUCCAGCGCCUGGCCCGGGAGAACCGGCACCUGCGGCAACGGGCGGCGGCGGCAGCGGGGGGGGGAGCGGCGGCGGCGGGAGCGGCCCGGCACCAGGGCCACGCGGACCCCGAUGCUCAAUACCAGAACCACUUGGAAGCGGAGGGGCAAUUCCCACCCUGCACCGACCCCGACCUGCCCUAUGGGCCCCAUCCGGACCGGGACCUGCCCUACCAGGGCCACAUGGACCACGACGGGCAGUACCCAUCCCACUUGGAUCGCGACGGGCAGUACCCGGAUCCCUUGGAUCGUGACGGGCAAUACAGCGGGCGCCCGGACCGGGAGCGAGCCUAUGGAGCCCAUCUGGAUCACGACGGGCAAUACGAGGCGUUGAUGGAGAGGGAUGGGCCCUAUCCCAACCGGGAUCACGAUAGGGCCUAUGUGAGCCGUAAGGAUCGCGAUAGAGCCUAUCAGAGCCGUCCGGAGCGGGAUGCGCAGUAUCCGGGUCGCAUGGACCAGGAUGGGCAGUACCAUGGGUGCUUGGAGCAGGAUCUCCAGUACCAGCCCCACUUGGACCUGAGCCGGAUGGAGCGGGAUGGGCAAUACCAGAGCCGUAUAGACCCCGAUGGGCAAUACCAGAGCCGGAUGGAGCGGGAUGGGCAAUACCAGAGCCGGAUGGAGCGGGAUGGGCAAUACCAGAGCCACGUGGAGCGGGAGCUGCAGUACCGAGGCCGGGAUGGGCAUUACCCGCCCUGUCUGGACCGGGAAGGGCCCUAUCCUGGAGCCGGCUCCCGGGAUCGCUGCGGUGCUCCCCAUCAUCACCAUCACCAUCACCAUGGCCACGACUGGGACCGGGAUUGGCCGCGGGUACCCUUGAGCCGCAGCUCCAGCCCCGGGGGGGGUGGGCACAGCACCAGCGCCAGCACCAGCCCCGCCACCACCCUGCAGCGCAAGUCAGACCGGGACAGCUCGAGGACAGUGAGGUCAGUGCUACCCCCCCCCAAUGACCUUUGACCUCCC